GUGCGUGGGUUCCCUACUCAGUGCAAACAACAAAGAUGGCUGCGGAGAAGGUUGAGUUCACAGACUUGCCCCUCAAGAGACAGAGGGAAGAAGAAGAGCAACAACAAAAUGGUGUCUCUGAGACUGUUUCCAAUGAGCCUCAACCUCUUGGUAUAUCUGCUGUUAUUCCUGGUUGGUUCUCUGAAAUCAGCCCAAUGUGGCCCGGGGAGGCACACUCCUUGAAGGUGGAAAAGAUUUUGUUUCAAGGAAAGUCUGAUUAUCAGAAUGUCAUGGUCUUCCAGUCAUCAACAUAUGGUAAGGUUCUUGUUCUGGAUGGAGUCAUUCAGCUCACAGAAAGGGAUGAGUGUGCCUACCAAGAGAUGAUCACUCAUCUUCCUCUUUGCUCUAUUCCUAGUCCCAAAAAGGUUUUGGUUAUUGGUGGAGGAGAUGGUGGAGUCCUACGUGAAGUUUCACGCCAUUCUUCAAUAGAGAAAAUAGACAUUUGUGAAAUUGACAAGAUGGUUGUUGACGUGUCCAAACAGUUUUUCCCUGAUAUAGCAGUAGGUUUUGAUGAUCCACGUGUGACACUUCAUAUCGGUGAUGGAGUUGCAUUUUUGAAAGCAGUUCCAGAAGGAACUUAUGAUGCAGUUAUUGUGGAUUCAUCUGAUCCAAUUGGUCCUGCUCAAGAGCUUUUUGAGAAGCCUUUUUUUGAGUCGGUUGCAAGAGCUCUCCGUCCAGGAGGAGUUGUGUGUACUCAAGCAGAAAGUAUAUGGCUUCACAUGCAUAUAAUAGAGGAUAUUGUGGCUAAUUGUCGCCAGAUAUUCAAAGGUUCUGUUAACUAUGCUUGGACCACAGUUCCUACAUACCCAAGUGGGAUGAUUGGUUUUAUGCUUUGCUCAACUGAGGGGCCUUCUGUGGAUUUCAAGCAUCCAGUGAAUCCUAUAGACGAGAAUGAUAGUCAGAAGUCAGCUAGACCAUUGAGAUUUUACAACUCUGAGAUUCAUUCAGCAGCUUUCUGUUUGCCAUCUUUCGCCAAAAGGGCAAUUGCUUCUAAAACAAAUUGAGAAUAUUUUGAUGAGACUAAGGAGCAUAUAUGGCUGGCUGUAAACAUACAUCUUUUCAAUUGGUCCAUCUAUCAAUGAACCGUGGAAUAAGUUAAGAGCUUCAAGAUGACAUCACAUAGCAACUUUAAUUUCAUGAAAUGAGUUGUAGAUGGUGGAUUAAGUUAUUAGAAACUUUCUUCAAAAACUUUAUUGACUCUAUGGAACUUUUGUUAGCAGUUAAGGAACUUUUUGUUUAAUGCCAUAUAUUUGCUUUUAUAUAUUUGACAUUAGUUCGGUGUUUUUUUGUGG
Abrus precatorius (Indian licorice) is the source of this 1331-nucleotide messenger RNA. RefSeq names its product spermidine synthase 1. The transcript is spliced from 9 exons. Gene Ontology annotation, molecular function: spermidine synthase activity. The record is from RefSeq and is a predicted model, not a curated record. Gene Ontology annotation, biological process: spermidine biosynthetic process. NCBI's taxonomy places the organism in Eukaryota, Viridiplantae, Streptophyta, Magnoliopsida, Fabales, Fabaceae. Gene Ontology annotation, cellular component: cytosol. Bases 36 to 1043 code for a protein of 335 amino acids.